AUGACAACACCAGAAUCGCCGGUGUGCGCAUCGGAAGAACACCUCGAAAUGUACCGCUCCCACGCUUACACAGCCGCUCUUUUCUUCAAUUUGGCAAUCGCCAUCACAUCCAUCGUGCUCAUCAUGUUGGCAACGAAAAAGUUGAUGUCAGAGGGCAUCAUCAACACUUCCACACGGAUCUUUCUGAUUGUCGGUCUCAUGUGCUGCACUCUCCACCAGACGGCCUACAUUUUCCUGCGGGCAAGCCAGCGACUUCUCGUUCUCUUGAAUUCUGGCUCAUUCAGGUGCAAGUAAUCCAUCAGAUCUUCUUCCGACUCUCCGAACCGUGUCGAUUAUAUUACAAGGCGUACGACUGCCGCCUCGUGACGUUCGGGCUCGUCGCGGGCAACUGUGGCAUGAUUCUGAUACAGUCCGCGAUGACUGUCGACCGGAUUCUUGCCACGGUUUUCGCGAAUUUGUGGCCUCGGCUCAAGUAUUGGCCUGGCGUUGUGCUCUCGGUGAUGGUGGUCAGUGUUAUGGUACUCUACCGUACUACAGUAAUCCAUUUCAGAUAGUCAGCAACUACCUCGUGAACGAGUACGUCUUCUGGAACGAUCCCCUGACUGACUACGUGCCCACGUGCGGCACUUUCCGCCCAAAUCCGUGCAGCGAUUCAUGCGGUUCCUGACCGUCGCCUUCUAUUUGUCCAUCGGCCAUAUGUUCGUCAACGUCGUAAUUCUGUACCGAAACGUGGUGCAGGACCGGCGGCAGAGGUUGGUUUCAGACGGCCAAAGGUGCACCGACCGGGUUACGGUAAAUGGUUAACCAUUCUGUGUUUCAGAAAUUCGUUCAAUGUGAACGAGCGAUAUCAGUCGAGGGAGACUCUGAAGUCGACGCAGGCCAUCUUCUUCUUGAGCAUGUCCCAGUUCUUCGCAAUGUUCUUGUAUACCGUACUCACCGACUUCUUCCUGAAACUUCAGCCGACGAUCACUCCGCUACAAUACGGAUUAGCGCUGGCUUUGAUUUAUGUAAGUCUGCUCGCAAUCGGACGCAAAGCUCAUUUCGACAGUUCCAGACAACGCCCUACACGUGUAUCGUCAUUCCGACGUUGAUCAUGUUGACUUUGUGCUUCAUCAGACAUCAGAGAAUGCGAAGUAUCAAUGCGAUGAGAUCGCAGACGGAGACUGGCGAUGAGCACAUGCGCAAGAUUCAGGAGAUCUGGGCGAAAUGA
Caenorhabditis sp. 36 PRJEB53466 is the source of this 1210-nucleotide messenger RNA. Lineage: Eukaryota; Metazoa; Nematoda; Chromadorea; Rhabditida; Rhabditidae. The record is from the annotation of a GenBank genome assembly.